AUGUUCGGUGGCAUCGGCGCUGUGGCCGCGUCGUCGCCUGAGGGCGCCGCGGGACGCCGGACGACGCACGCCGACAGAGUGUCUGCGUCGGAGCAGGAGGAGACGGAGGUGGCGACUCCGGCGGCGGCUCGAGCGGCGGCCGACGGUGACUUCCUGUCGCGGCUGGAGGCGUUCAGCGCCCCGCCGCGCGGCGCGGGCGCCACCUCCGCCCGGGACGACAAUCAGAAGCGUAUAGAGGCGCUGAGGCAGCGGCAGGAGACGUUCAAGAGCCAGAAGCGCGCGCUGCAGCAGGCACUCUCCUCUAAGGCAGAUGCGCCACCACCCAACAAGCGGAUCGUUUUCGAUGACGCGGACGACGAGCCCGGCGUCGAUGACCCCCACCCUGACCCCGUGACCCCGGCCACGAACGGGCGCGGCCUGUUCGACGACGAGGACGACGGCGACCCCCCGGACGGGGACGACUUCCGAAUACGGCCGCAGUACGAGGGCGCCAGGGGUCAGAAGCUGCAGGCGCUGCAGUCCCGAUUCGGCGCCGACGAGCGCUUCGUCUUGGACGAGCGCUUCGGGGGAGAGCAAGGGGCCGAGGACGAGCCGGUAGACGAGGACGAGCCGGCGGACGAGGAUGGCGUGCGGCGCGAGCACGAGCAGCAGAUGGACAUCCUGCAGCAGGUGCUCGGCACGGACGCACGCCCGGACAGUGCCGCCAAGAAGCGGAAAGACGCACGCGCCCCCGGUCCCGUGCGGUUUGACCCCUCGCUGGAGGAGCACGCGCGCUACCAGCUGGAGGCCAAGGCGUCGGGGCGACGGCGGGAGCCCGCCGAGCCGACCUCGGCCGUGACCCCGACGGCGCCGGCGGCGACUCAACCUCAGGUCACGGGCGAGAAGUUCUACGAGGUGGCUCCGGCGCUGGGCGACCUGUUCGGCCGCGGCCGGCAGGGCGGCGCGCCCGGCUUCAGCCUGCUGCAGAUGCUCGGAAGGGACGAUGGACGCGACGAGCCCGUGGACGAGGAGGCCGAGUACAAAACGUCGAAGAUCAAGAACAAGACAAAGAUGCCGCCCACGGAUGGCGCGGCCACCAACCCGUUCCAGUACGACUCGAGCAGUUCCGAGGAAGAGGCAGAAGGUGGCGCGAUCACAGGGUCGCUAGGGGGCACUGGCGGCGGCUGGAGCCAGACCCGGAAGUUCUUCUUGCAGCCGGACGACGCGCGUCUCACGGAGGGCGCCGAGUUCGUCCGCGGCGCGUCGUCUGCUGAGGAGCUGCAGAAGCUCGCCGAGCAGCGGCGACCGGAGCUGCUCGAGCUGUUCCGCGCGCAGAAGCACAGUCGGGCGCGAGUAAUGCGCCGCAGCCGCGGGCGCGGGCGCGGGCGCGGCCGACACCCCCACGGCCGGUGACGGCUGACCCCGGCGGACGUGGGGGCUGAGGGGAGGCGACUUUGUACGGAGGGAUGCUGGGAGAGGGGUGGGGUGGCCGCGGCGCUGGGUGUCGUGCGUACUCUGGAGGCAUGCUGACGAGUGGUGGGGUUGUUUUCAGAGACAUUGUGUAAGGAGGGUGCGCUAUGGAGUGAGGAAGGUAUACGUCUGGUCAAGUUGUUCUCGUUUUGGCGUUUUAGCGUCUCGUUUGUCCGGGUCUUUGGUGAUCGAGUGAAUACACAUCGCUAAGAAGUGCCUCA
Messenger RNA from Pollicipes pollicipes, 1670 nucleotides. RefSeq names its product putative RNA-binding protein CG14230. The coding region runs from base 1 to 1392 and encodes 463 amino acids. Gene Ontology annotation, molecular function: RNA binding. The record is from RefSeq and is a predicted model, not a curated record. NCBI's taxonomy places the organism in Eukaryota, Metazoa, Arthropoda, Thecostraca, Pollicipedomorpha, Pollicipedidae. The transcript has 7 exons.